GCCCAGCGCCGCCACCAUGUCCUCUGGGGCUAGCGCGAGCGCCCUGCAGUGCCUGGUGGAGCAGCUCAAGUUGGAGGCUGGCGUGGAGAGGAUCAAUGUCUCUCAGGCAGCCGCAGAGCUUCAACAGUACUGUAUGCAGAAUGCCUGCAAGGAUGCCCUGCUGGUGGGUGUUCCAGCUGGAAGUAACCCCUUCUGGGAGCCCAGAUCCUGUGCUUUACUCUGAAGACUCUAGGAGAGAAGUUUGCUGAGGAAUGCCUUCAAGCACAAAGUGAUGAAUGACUGCCUUCAAGUCUCAAGAAAACACUUUUCCCUAACUUU
This is a messenger RNA of Pan troglodytes (chimpanzee), 318 nucleotides long. Its product is annotated as guanine nucleotide-binding protein G(I)/G(S)/G(O) subunit gamma-10. Gene Ontology annotation, molecular function: G-protein beta-subunit binding. The record is from RefSeq and is a predicted model, not a curated record. The transcript has a single exon. Gene Ontology annotation, cellular component: heterotrimeric G-protein complex. The coding region runs from base 17 to 223 and encodes 68 amino acids. Gene Ontology annotation, biological process: G protein-coupled receptor signaling pathway. NCBI's taxonomy places the organism in Eukaryota, Metazoa, Chordata, Mammalia, Primates, Hominidae.